Molecule: messenger RNA, 2656 nt
Organism: Archocentrus centrarchus (flier cichlid)
Lineage: Eukaryota; Metazoa; Chordata; Actinopteri; Cichliformes; Cichlidae
Product: protocadherin gamma-C5-like
Exons: 1
Coding region: 149-2656 (835 amino acids)
Biological process (GO): homophilic cell-cell adhesion
Cellular component (GO): plasma membrane
Molecular function (GO): calcium ion binding
Source: RefSeq, a predicted model, not a curated record
GUGAUGCGCUCAUAUCUCGGAGAAAAUUAAGCUUCAGAUAUGAACAACAGUGGGCGUUAUAUUUUUCUGGAUGUAAAUAAUUCUCCUUGGAACUGGAUAUUCAAUUUGGUUUUCUUCAUGGAAAAGAACACAUGGUAACGAAUAGGGGAUGACAAAGAGAAUGGGAUACCGAGACUGGGGAUGGCUGGCUCUUUGGUGGCAUCAUUUCUUUCUCUUGUGGAGUACAAUAAACGGACAGACUCGUUACAGUAUCCCAGAGGAGCUAAAACGGGGAUCCGUGGUAGGAAAUAUUGCAAAAGAUCUGGGUUUGGGACUGUCUGAAAUUUUUGACCGUGACCUGCGUGUCGCGUCUGAGGCUGGAGAGCAGUAUUUCAGUGUGGAUGCGGGGAAGGGCGAGCUGGUGGUGAAUGACAGAAUAGACAGAGAGGCUUUAUGUGGACAAAGCACCAGCUGUGUAUUGCCUUUGCAAAUAAUUCUUGAAAAUCCUCUAACUUUACAUCGAAUUGAGGUGGAAAUAAAAGAUAUAAAUGAUAAUUCUCCAAGCUUUCAUACAAAGGAGCUGUCUUUGAAAAUUGCCGAGUCCGCAGCAGUGGGAACUCGUCUUGUUUUGGAGAGUGCAGAGGAUUCAGACGUUGAAAGUAAUUCGGUAAAAUCCUACACACUGACGAGAAAUGAGUGUUUUACGUUGAAAAUGAAGGAGGUUGAGGAUGGCAAAGCAGUGCCCGAGUUAGUGUUAGAGAAGCCUCUUGAUCGAGAGAAGAAGGCAGUUCAUCAGCUACUGCUGACUGCGUUAGACGGGGGGAACCCAGUCAUGUCUGGUACCUCACAAAUAACCAUCACAGUACUUGAUAAUAAUGAUAAUUUCCCAGUGUUUGAAAAAAAUACAUAUAAAGUUUCUUUACAAGAGAAUACUGCAAAAGAUACAUUUGUAAUUAAAAUUGCAGCGACAGAUGCUGACGAGGGCCCAAACGGAGAAGUUGAAUUCUCAUUUGGUUCGCGGACUCCCGAAUCCGUGUUAUCAGUAUUUGACAUCAACCCAUUAAAUGGAAAAAUACAUUUGAAAGGCGACUUAGAUUAUGAAAAAGCCACGUCCUACAAAGUUGAAAUUAUGGCAAGAGAUAAGGGUGUUCCCGAAAUGGAGAGUCACUGUCGUCUACAGAUAGAUAUUUUGGAUAUAAAUGACAACACUCCAGAAAUUGUUCUCACCUCUGAACCAAAGCCAAUUCGUGAAGAUGCACCUAGUGGCACAGUUGUGGCUUUGCUCAAUGCACGUGAUGCUGACUCCGGUGAUAAUAGUAAAGUAAUACUGAAACUACCCCAAGGUUCUCCUUUCACUCUAAAACGAUCCUAUUCUAAUAAUUAUGCGCUGGUUACCAAUGGUCCUUUAGACAGAGAGAGAUCUACAGAGUAUAAUAUAGAGAUAACAGCCACUGAUUCAGGAUCUCCUCCUCUGUCCAGUAAGAAAAUCAUACCUGUCACUAUCACCGAUGUGAAUGACAAUGCUCCUGUAUUCAGUCAACGAACCUAUACUGUGUAUUUAAAAGAGAAUGGAGUACCGGGCUCUAUACUGUACUCAGUAUCAGCAUCUGACCUGGAUAUUGACGAAAAUGCAAAGAUCUCUUACUCUAUACUGGACUCUAAAGUGCAGGACGUUUCUGUCUCAUCUUAUGUUUACAUUAACUCAGAUAACGGCAGCAUCUACAGCAUGCACUCGUUUGAUUAUGAGAAACUGAAGGUGUUUCAGAUUCAGGUUCAGGCAAAGGAUCAGGGCUCUCCGUCUCUCAGCAGCAACGCCACUGUCCAUGUUUUUAUCCUAGACCAGAACGACAAUGCCCCCGCUGUUAUUUACCCCUCCGCCGCCGCCCUGGGCUCCCUCUCUCAUCAGAGGAUGCCCCGCUCCGCUAAAGCGGGUCACCUGGUUACCAAGGUGACGGCCGUGGACGCUGACUCUGGCCAUAACGCCUGGAUCUCCUACAGACUGGCGGAGGCCACAGACGCCUCUCUGUUCACUGUCAAUCUGUACACAGGGGAGGUGAGGACUAAACGCGCUGUGUCCGAGCAGGACGACUCCUCUCAGAGGUUGCUUAUAGAGAUCAAGGACGACGGGGAACCGAUCCAGUCCUCCACAAUGACUGUGUCCAUCGUGCUGGAGGACGGUCUCCAUGAGCCCAUCUUAGACCUCCGACAUAAAGCGGCCGAGCCCAGCAAGAAAACUGGGAGAAUCACCCUUUAUUUGAUUCUCUCUCUGGCCUCGGUGUCCGUGCUGUCUCUGCUGACUUUUCUCAUCUUAGCGGUUAAAUGCAUCAGGAGCAGCAGAAGCAGCGGUAAUUGCUGCAUGAGACGGACCGACUGUGAUGAUUACAAGAACCCCAACAGAAACCUGCAGAUUCAGCUCAACACUGAUGGACCUAUAAAGUACGUGGAGGUCCUGGGAGGAGACAUGUUGUCUCAGAGUCAGUCCUUCAGGUCCUGCAUGUCUCCAAUGUCAGAGUACAGUGAUUUCACUCUGAUUAAACCCAGCAGCACCACAGACUUUAAGGAGGUGAUCAGUGUGCUGGAUGCGUCUUUACCGGACAGCACCUGGACCUUUGAGAGCCAGCAGGUGAGGAGAAAAUUAUUUUUUCUCUCUCAUUAUCUUAAUUAUCUCACCAUUUAA